GAUGGCGACCAAGAAGGCGGGCUCGCGGCUGGAGACGGAGAUCGAGCGCUGCCGCUCCGAGUGCCAGUGGGAGCGGAUCCCCGAGCUCAUCAAGCAGCUGUCGGCCAAGCUCAUCGCCAACGAUGACAUGGCCGAGCUCCUCCUCGGGGAGGCGAAGCUGGAGCAGUACCUGAAGGAGCACCCUCUGCGCCAGGGGACCAGUCCCCGAGGCCCCAGGCCCCAGCUGACCGAAGUCCGAAAGCAUCUGACCGCUGCCCUCGACCGAGGGAACCUCAAGUCAGAAUUCCUACAAGAAUCCAAUGUGAUCAUGGCCAAGUUGAACUAUGUGGAAGGAGAUUAUAAAGAAGCACUCAACAUCUAUGCCCGGGUGGGCCUGGAUGACCUGCCGCUGCUGGCCGCUCCGCCCUACAGGUUACGAAUGAUUGCUGAGGCCUACGCUACCAAAGGACUUUGUUUAGAGAAGCUGCCUAUUUCCUCUUCUACCAGCAACCUCCACGUGGACCGGGAGCAGGACGUCAUCACGUGUUACGAGAAGGCAGGGGACAUUGCCCUCCUGUACCUCCAGGAGAUAGAAAGGGUAAUACUCAGUAAUAUUCAGAACAGAAGCCCUAAACCUGGCCCUGCUCCCCACGAUCAAGAACUAGGCUUUUUCCUAGAAACAGGACUUCAGAGAGCUCAUGUCCUCUAUUUCAAAAAUGGGAACUUGACGAGAGGAGUCGGGAGAUUUCGCGAAAUCCUCAGAGCUGUAGAAACAAGAACAACUCAAAACCUGCGGAUGACAAUAGCCAGGCAGUUGGCAGAGAUCCUGUUGCGGGGUAUGUGUGAGCAGAGCUACUGGAACCCCCUGGAAGACCCCCCAUGCCAGUCGCCCCUGGACGAUCCACUGCGGAAAGGAGCAAACACGAAAACCUACACCCUCACUCGGAGAGCCCGCAUCUACUCAGCAGAGAACAUUUUUUGUCCUCAAGAAAAUACUGAAGAGGCCCUGCUGUUAUUGCUAAUUAGUGAAUCAAUGGCCAACCGGGACGCCGUGCUGAGCAGGAUACCCGAGCACAGGAGUGACCGCCUCAUCAGCUUGCAGAGCGCGUCCGUGGUCUAUGACCUGCUGACCAUCGCGCUGGGAAGGAGAGGCCAGUAUGAGAUGCUGUCCGAGUGCUUAGAGAGAGCCAUGAAGUUUGCCUUCGAGGAAUUCCACCUCUGGUACCAGUUCGCCCUGUCGCUGAUGGCUGCUGGAAAAUCUGCCCGUGCCGUGAAGGUGUUGAAAGAGUGCAUCCGUCUGAAGCCUGACGAUGCCACCAUCCCGCUCCUUGCCGCCAAGCUGUGCAUGGGCUCUCUUCACUGGUUGGAAGAGGCUGAAAAGUUUGCCAAAACCGUUGUGGAUUUGGGAGAGAAGACGUCUGAGUUCAAGGCCAAGGGCUAUUUAGCUCUGGGGCUCACAUACAGUCUACAAGCCACUGAUGCUUCUCUGCGAGGGACGCAGGAGGUCCUGCAGCGAAAGGCGCUUCUUGCAUUUCAGAGGGCCCACAACCUGUCGCCUACAGAUCACCAAGCGGCUUUCUACCUAGCUCUGCAGCUCGCCAUCUCCAGACAGAUUCCAGAGGCUCUGGGCUAUGUCCGCCAAGCCCUUCAACUUCAGGGUGACGAUGCCAACUCCCUGCACCUCCUCGCCCUCCUCCUUUCAGCUCAGAAGCAUCACCACGAUGCCCUGAACAUCAUUGACAUGGCCCUCAGCGAGUACCCAGAGAACUUCAUACUACUGUUUUCCAAAGUGAAGUUGGAGUCCCUGUGCCGGGGCCCGGACGAGGCGCUCCUCACCUGUAAGCACAUGCUACAGAUCUGGAAAUCCUGCUACAACCUGACCAACCCCAGUGAUUCUGGACGCGGGAGCAGCCUCUUAGAUAGAACCAUUGCUGACAGACGACAGCUUAAUACAAUUACUUUGCCCGACUUCAGCGAUCCCGAAACAGGCUCCAUCCACGCCACGUCAGUAGCUGCCUCGAGAGUGGAGCAGGCGCUGUCCGAAGUGGCCUCGUCUCUGCAGAGCAGCGCUCCCAAGCAGGGCCCGCUACACCCCUGGAUGACGCUGGCACAGAUCUGGCUCCAUGCAGCUGAAGUCUACAUCGGCAUCGGGAAGCCCGCAGAAGCCACAGCGUGCACCCAGGAAGCCGCCAACCUCUUCCCCAUGUCGCACAAUGUCCUGUACAUGCGAGGCCAGGUGGCCGAGCUGCGGGGGAACCUCGACGAAGCCCAGCGCUGGUAUGAGGAGGCCCUGGCCAUCAGCCCCACCCACGUGAAGAGCAUGCAGAGACUGGCUCUGCUUCUUCACCAGCUGGGCCGCUACAGCCUAGCAGAGAAGAUCCUCCGAGACGCUGUCCAGGUCAACUCAACGGCCCACGAGGUCUGGAACGGGCUGGGCGAGGUCCUCCAAGCCCAGGGUAACGACACGGCAGCCACGGAGUGCUUCCUGACGGCCCUGGAGCUGGAGGCCAGCAGCCCGGCCGUGCCCUUCACCAUCAUCCCCCGGGUGCUCUGAGCCAGCUGGGCCACCAGGGAUGUCUGAUCGCCCCCACGGGGUGACCGACGAGCACUGAGGCCAGAGAUGAAGGUUCAACUCACCACCGUGACCUAACCAGACAAGCCCGCUGACCGCUCUGCGGGCGUUUCUGUGCAUUAUCAUGUCAGCCCCGGUGACACUUGGGACCUUGUUGAAAAAUGGAUUACGUGCCAUAUUUUGUUAGUUGUCAUCAGAAUCUUCAGUAAAAAGAUUAUGGAAUUAAUCAGCAAAUGUAGAAGAGUAUAUUCAAAGUUAAAAUGCAGUGGCAGAACAGAUUAUUUUUAUCAGAGCUGUAAAGAAAACUCUCCUCACCAUCACUGCUGCCCCGCCCUUGGCCCAGAAACCGAAUGUGAAUCUGCCGUUUCCCACCUCAGCACCAGACCCGGCCAGGACAAUUUCUUGAUUUUGUUGUGGAUAAUUGUACCAUGUGACAAACCCCUGUCCUCUUAGAACAAAGCCUACGUCCAAGAAUAUUUAUAUUUUACCAAUAUAUGCCUGUUACAAGAGAAGGAAAUAUGAGUUAUUUAAGUUUAACUUUUUUAUGUGAAUUCAGAGUUUAUUUAUCGAUGGAAAUAUGUACAAAGAAGCUUCAAAUGGAAUAUUUACCGACAUUCCUUAUACAUGACAGACACUUGGUAAAUGGGAAGAUGAUGUUAAUAAUAAAAUGAUUUUUAAAUGGA
Elephantulus edwardii (Cape elephant shrew) is the source of this 3234-nucleotide messenger RNA. It is a transcript of the gene TTC7B, whose product is annotated as tetratricopeptide repeat domain 7B. Gene Ontology annotation, cellular component: plasma membrane. Lineage: Eukaryota; Metazoa; Chordata; Mammalia; Macroscelidea; Macroscelididae. The coding region runs from base 2 to 2533 and encodes 843 amino acids. The record is from RefSeq and is a predicted model, not a curated record. Gene Ontology annotation, biological process: phosphatidylinositol phosphate biosynthetic process; protein localization to plasma membrane. The transcript is spliced from 20 exons. Gene Ontology annotation, molecular function: protein binding.